This is a messenger RNA of Capsella rubella, 613 nucleotides long. RefSeq names its product monothiol glutaredoxin-S5. Lineage: Eukaryota; Viridiplantae; Streptophyta; Magnoliopsida; Brassicales; Brassicaceae. Bases 102 to 410 code for a protein of 102 amino acids. The record is from RefSeq and is a predicted model, not a curated record. The transcript has a single exon.
GUCAUCUCUUAUCUAAACAAAAAGACUUCAAGCUCUCUAGCUACAAGUAUAUUUCCUUCUUUAAAUCGCUAUCUAAACACUCUUUUAACAUUAUUAUACCAAUGGAGAACCUACAGAAGAUGAUCUCUGAGAAGUCGGUAGUGAUCUUUAGCAAGAACUCGUGUUGCAUGUCUCACACAGUCAAGACUCUCUUCUUAGACUUUGGUGUGAACCCUACGAUCUAUGAGCUCGAUGAAAUGAACAGAGGGAAGGAAAUAGAACAAGCAUUGGCUCAGCUCGGCUGCAGCCCGACCGUACCGGUCGUGUUCAUAGGAGGGCAGCUCGUUGGUGGAGCCAAUCAAGUCAUGAGUCUUCAUCUCAACCGCUCUCUUGUUCCAAUGCUUAAGCGCGCUGGAGCAUUAUGGCUUUAGCUUCAAGAAAUAAAAUGGGAUUGCCAAAUUAUAAUGUACCGAAGCAUCUAAUUAUAUAGUGGAAAAAAGCAUACAAAAGAAUGUAUGUGUGAGUUUAUAAUGCUAUGUCUGUAUAAGUUUUGAAAAGAUAGAUUAUGCAGUUACCUAUUUUGUAAACUGUGGGUCUAUUUUACCAUAAUAUAUAUAUAUCAGCUACCGUUGGA